CCCGCUGCCGUGUGUUCGGGGUCGGAGUUCGUGAGUAAAAACAAGAUGGCAGCCGGCGCGCCCCGGACCCCCUGCCGUCUGUGACAGGGGUGACUAAACAGAGAGAGAGCGCAGGAAAGAGGCGGACCACGGCCACUGCUGCUCCUAGCGAGGGUUGAGUCCCUGGCACGGAGGCCUCCCCGCUCUGUGAAUAAGGCCGGAAACAACAAAGAGAAUCACAAUUCUAACAACCAACCAAGUGAUAUCUCAGCUGGUGACUUCCCUGAUAAUUGUGGACAUGAGGACAGUGAUUAUCUUGAUGAUCAAUGUCAGAGUAAGCUGCAACAAUGAACCAUUCUUUAGAAAACUCCAUUCCAUAUGAAGAUUACUUGAGAAUGAAAGCACAGACCAUUCCCCCACACCGCAUGAAGGAAUUAUUAGAUUCACUCAAUGGAAAGGGAGCCGAGGAAAUGCAGCAGUUUGUACACUCUCCGAUUUCUGUCUAUCAACAAAGGAACCAUUUCUUCUACAUGGACAGUGCAGACGUGGCAGGGUCUUUGUUGGAGCUUGCUAGGCCCAUUGCAUCUCCUUUACAGCACCCUACAGUAAGUCCUGGAAUUCCUCUUGAUCAGCAUCACCUCCCAAUGCACCAUGUACAGUUGCGACAGAGCCACAAUAUUGAUAUUCAGCAAGGCCAGACAAAUAAGACUUUGCAGCAGCAGGUUGAUGUACAGCCUGUUUCUGAUGGACAAAAUGCUAGCAUUGUUGGUUCAUCAACCUCACAGGAUAGGAGGUCAUGUUCAUCAGGAUUGUCUCAACCAGUAAAAAAAAGAAAAUUUGAUUUUCCGAUUGAAGAUGGCUACACUGUUAAUCACACAUCCAUACAAAAUGCUCCUGCAGUCCUUGCAUUGCCUGUGCAGAGCCAGCAACAAGCCUACAUUCCUCUUCGCCAAGAGCUGCUAACUGUAGAUAGUAGUCAGUUGUAUGGACUAGUGCCUGCAAGUUCGUCGACUGCUGGACAGUUACCUAAUGUGGAGUCAUGGGCAAUAUUUUCUGCCCAUGCUACUUGCCCUGAGUCUCAAACUUUAAUAAAUAAUUCUGUACCUCAGGAUAACUGUGGAUUAGUACAGAUGGGAGAAAUUCCAAUGAAUCCAAACAGCAUUAAAUUAGAAGAAGGCAAAGAGACCUUUGAAGUAAAAAAGAACCUCUCUGAUAAAACGACACAUAAUGCUGGCACAUCUGGGUUUCCUAUGUCAAUACUAAACAUGAACGGGAAUAUUCAAAUUCCAUUACCCUUACAAACAGGGGGACGGGUAUAUCAGUCUACAAAAUACUGGGAUCAACAAGUGCAGUCUCAAGGGCUGCAGUGUUCCACAUCUGAGCCACACCUCCGAUUACAAAGUAAUGCUGAUUUUCCUUGUACCCUUAAACCAGAAGAAGGAGCUUUACUAUGGAAGAAUUGGGCACAGAUCAAAAAUGAAGAAACAUUGAAAGAAGCUGAAAACAGAUUGUGGUUUGGAAGAAGAAAACCCCUAGUUUUCAAAGAUGAUGUUCUUUCAGUGCCAAUUGCAGAACUAAAUUUUGGGUUGUGCUUGAUAACCAAAGAAGCAAAAAAGCACGAUGGUUCUCAAUAUGAUGCAGACAUGUUGUUUUAUUUACUACUUUGUUUACAAAAGCAUAUGUUUGAUAACAACAGAAUCGACAAUGUCUUUGCUGACCUUUACUAUUCAAAAUUUUUGGAAAAGCUUCAUGAAGUGCUUAAAGGAUGGUGUCCGCGUGUAAAUCCAUUUGGUUACAUUAUUGCAAGCUGCAUAUCUGAAGAAAUGCUAUGGGAUUGCAAACAGUUAGGUGCCCAUUCACCUACCACAUUACUUUUCACUCUAAUGUAUUUCAAUACCAAGUAUUUUGUUUUGAAGACUGUGGAGCAGCAUUCACAACUAGCUUUCUCGAAGAUAACAAAGCAGACAAGGAAGAACCCCGGAAUAGGAAAAGACAAAAAUUGUACAAUACGAUUUUUGCGCCUCUAUGGUCAAGUUCAAAGUGGCUUAAAAGUAGCAGAAGAAACAUACGUGGAACAACUUGAAAAUCCAGAUAAUCCUUUGCAGUGUCCAAUCAAACUAUAUGACUUCUACCGCUUUAAAUGUCCUCAAGGGGCCCGAGGACCUACAGAUGCUUUCUAUUUGGUUCCUGAAGCGGUGGUUGCACCGAAUAGCCCAAUCUGGUACUCUGGACAGCCUGUGAAUGAGGAGGUGAUGGAGCAAAUGUUAACACGCAUUUUAUUGGUUAAAGAGGUCCAGGAAACACAUGCCUCAUCCCGCAUUUCAGCAUAUUAAUUACUUGCUUCUAUAUUCUUGUUUUCAGUCUUUUGUAUAUACAAAUGCAUUUUGUAAAGCAUGAUAAAACACUUAUAAUCUUUACCCUACUGUACCUUAUUCCACACGGACGCUGAGUGCUUUGACUAUACAAAGCAAUGGUUGACCAUUAUCUAUGUUAAUAUGUUUGCAAGAAGCACAUUUUGCAGAAUUGAUGUUUGUUAUGGAAUAAUUUAUGUUGGCACCACAUUGAGCACCUAUGUUACACUGUUUAUACAGUUCUGAAAUCACUUGUAUGGAGUAAAUUUUGCACUCCAAAUGGAUCACGAGUUAUCUUUUGUUUUUUGUAAAUAGAUUCAUUGUUUAACUAUUUUUCAUAUAUACAAGUGCAUACAAAGUCACUUAUCUUAAGUCUUAUAAUUAAGAAUGAUGUAUCAUGUGGAAAACUGUAUGUAUGAAAUCAUUGUUUAUACCAAGCGCUUAGCAGUUGUAUAAUUUAUUAAUCACUUUAGUGCAAUGCAGCCAUAAUCAUGUUUAUAAUGAAACAUGCUGAAAUUAUGGAAUUUUACUGUUCUUUUCCUUUAUAAAAGGAGAAUGCUUCCACAGCUAGCCAGUUUCCAAGGUAAUGCUCUGGUUUAAGCAAGUAUACAGCCAUUGCACCCCUCUGAAGUGUAACGGGAGAUGAAACACUUAACUUUUUUUUUUGUUCCACCAUUUUUCUCUGUUUUGAAAGCAAGUAUAAACUGGGUUUAUGGGAAGCUUUAGAAUUGUUGGAUUAUUUCCAGCUUUUUGUGUUUUGUUGUUGUGGAUGUACUUCGUGCCUAAGUAAAAUGUCACUACAGAUUUGACACUUUAUUGGUUAAGACCCCUUUCACACUGAUGGCAGUUUUCCGGCGUUUUAGCGCUAGAAAUAGUGCCUGUAAAGCGCCUGAAAACUGCCUCUCGUGCCUCCCCAGUUUGAAAGCCUGAGUGCCUUCACGCUGGGGUGGUGCAAUUGCGCGACGUUACAAAAAGUCCUGCAAGCAGCAUUUUUGGGGCGUUAUAGGAGCGCUGUAUACAGUGCUCCUACAUCGCCCCUGCCCAUUGGAAUGCAUGAACACGGGCGUUUUUAACCCGUUCGGCCACUAGCGGAGGUUAAAAACGCCCCACCGAUGCGGUCAUGGCCGCAGUGUGAAAGUAGCCUAAGACCGACUUUUGUGUUUGCACAGAAGGAUUGCACAUCAUGCUGAGAUAAAGACAGACAAACUAUACAACCUUACCUCAAAAUCCAGUCUUGUUGUGCCUUAACACAAUCCAGGCACUUGGAUUUCUUUCAGUGGUGACUGUAAUGUACAUUUUGAUUACUUGUGUUUUUAGUAAGUUCACUUUUACAGGGAGAUUUGUAUAUUUUCACAGAAGAUUUAACAUGAAAAUCACUGACAAAUAGGAAAAUGAGUUUGUUAUAUCUGAUGUAUGCUAGAUUUCUGGUACCUUUUUGUUAUUUAAUACAAAUUGAGCACUAAUUUUGAUUUGAAAUAAAAUUGCAAUUGAAUGUAUUAAA
This is a messenger RNA of Rana temporaria (common frog), 3831 nucleotides long. RefSeq names its product glutamine-rich protein 1-like. Lineage: Eukaryota; Metazoa; Chordata; Amphibia; Anura; Ranidae. The record is from RefSeq and is a predicted model, not a curated record. The transcript is spliced from 10 exons. The coding region runs from base 327 to 2312 and encodes 661 amino acids.